GGAUGAUCCAGGUAUAGGCGCGUGGGACUUGACUAAAGGCUAAAUACAUGUAGGCCCGAGAGCUAGUCGCAUAAAACAUAAUGCAUAAACCGAUCCGCAAGAGAAGUUGUCCCAAGUUGAACGAGUGGCCAUCUCGGCCCGUGUGCACGAUCUGCUUCUGACUUGUUGCGACGAAGUGUAAACAAAAUGUGAACAAAAUUCAAAACACUCGGUUUCAACAGCCUUUACUCAAGAGAGGCGAGAUGGCGAUGGCUAUGUGGGGAGAGAUGACCACAGCAAGUGUCCCGUUGUACCCCGUGGAAAAUGACACUGAUGUGGGUGAUUAUGGGGAGUUUCGACCGCUCUCACCAACUGAGAUCACAAUAAUUGCGUGCACCGUGGCCACGCUGGCCGUCAUAUUCGUCUUGGGCACGGUAGGGAACUUCCUGGUGUGCCUGGUCAUCGCCACGUACCACCAGAUGCGCACGGUCUUCAACAUUCUCGUCUUCAACUUGGCGGUGACUGAUCUGCUUCUAGGGGUGCUGGUAGCGCCGACUUACGCCGCUCGCCUGGCGUACGAGCUUUUGGUGGUGAAGACGGGAGCUCCUUCACAGACAAACUCAUCAGGUAUCUUCGUUGUCUGCCACAUUUCAGCGUUUACGCACUACGUCUGUACAGCGCAGUCUCUCAUGACCAUGACGCAGAUGGGAAUCAUCAGGGCCAUUGCCGUGCUCAAGUCCACCAAGAACAUCAGGUUCCGUAUCCGAAAAAUCGUGCCCUGCGCCCUCAUCUUAAUCAACUACAUCAUUUCGCUGACAUUCUCUGCUUUCACCUACAAGAGCGGAACCUAUUCGUUCUGCCUAGACCGCCGCAUGCGGCUAAAACUUCGCGAACGUCUAGUAGGCCUGGGCAUUAUCAUCGGGGAGCUUACCGUGAUCAGCAUCACCUACACCUGGAUUUAUUACGGCACCAAGCGGCAGAAAGCUGGUAUCGAGGCAAGGCUGCGUCAGACUGUCGAGGCAGCGGCGGGCGCAGCGAGGGUCGCACGUCCCACGAACCGCUUUGACAUCGCCACGGCUAAGUCGCUGCUCAUGGUGGUAAGUGCGUUCAUCGUAAGCUACAUGCCUUACGUGGUCUUCAUCUCCUUAUGGGCGGUGGGCGUGGUUGAGGAUGAGCCCCGCCUCAUGGUAAUCUUCCCUGCCCUGACCUCGCUAUGUAGCGUGGUCAACCCUUUCAUCUACGCCGCCAACUCGUCAGUGUUCAGGAGACAAUUGCUGAAACUACUCCGACUGGACAAAAAGGUCUUACGGCAGACGGUUCCUGCAAUAGCAGUUCGCAUGGAAAACCAACAAGAUUCCCUCCGCCAACAAAGGAUUACUGCAUCAGAUUUAGUAUAACGUUAUAGAGGUCAAUGAUGUACUUCAGUAUUCAGCGGAAAUAUAAUAAUAAUAAUAAUAAUACCGAAGUCUUAUAUAGCGCACGUAUCUACCAACAAUUAGGUAGUCAAGACGCUGGAAAUUAUAAGUACUGAGUCAGAAUUUGUAAAAUGCAAUUUCCCACAACGGGGCACAUUCCUCGCUGCCUUGUAGGUUAUUUCAAUCAAAUUAUUGAAACCUACUUCUUUCCCUUUUUCGACGUCUGCAACCUUUUGGGGUUUUUGUUUGUUUGUUUGGGGUUUUUUUUCCCGCGAGAACGUAAUUAUUGUCUGGAAGCCAAUAAUUCGAAAAUAUAAAUUAUUUACAUGUUUUGAAUAACUUUUAAAACAUGGGCUGAUUUUUUUCGGUCGACGUCUUGCUCGAAAUAUAGAGAUUUAGAUAAGAAAUAUAUUCUUCGGGAUGAAACUCGAGGAACGCAAUUUUAGUUGACAAAUCAACUUAUCCGUCUUUUUCCUUUUUUUUUAGUCAAGUAAAAGAGGCAUAAUUGUAUCAAUGUCGGCAAUUUGUAGUAAAACCGGUAGUUGUAAAAGAAUAUAUAUUUGUUAAAAUCAUAAAAGUCCCAUUCCUUCAUUAACCGUUGAUUGUCACCACAUCCAUCCAAGUAUAAAGAGAGGCAUUGUAUCAACGUCGGCAAUCCACAUUAUUUGCAAUUGUUGUAAAGAGUACAUUUAUAUUUAAAUGUAAAAUUUUCUCAUCAAUGGUCAUAUUAUUAAGGCCCCAUUACAUUAAUUACCCCCCCCCCCGCAUCACUCCGGGUAGUCUGAGUAUCACUUGUUGUCCACCGGAACACUCUCUGUAACCAACGUCUUAAUGUGAAGAAUGCAGAAUAAACAUUGCGACCCCGCACGCCAGCCAAUCGGA
Patiria miniata (bat star) is the source of this 2276-nucleotide messenger RNA. RefSeq names its product neuromedin-U receptor 2-like. Bases 243 to 1376 code for a protein of 377 amino acids. Gene Ontology annotation, biological process: G protein-coupled receptor signaling pathway. The transcript has a single exon. Gene Ontology annotation, molecular function: G protein-coupled receptor activity. Lineage: Eukaryota; Metazoa; Echinodermata; Asteroidea; Valvatida; Asterinidae. Gene Ontology annotation, cellular component: membrane. The record is from RefSeq and is a predicted model, not a curated record.